AUGGGAGACCCUCAGACGAUAUUCGAGGACCGCAGGGAAAUCCCUACCGACAUCAUACCGAACAUCUUGCUGAGGCUGCCGAGCAAGGACUUUGUCCGGUCAUCCUGCGUCUGCAAGCAGUGGCGCAACAUCGUCGCAGACCCCUCCGUCCGCAAGCUCCACGUGGGCCAUCGUCAUGCCGCCACAGCAUCGUCGGAGACGGAGGUCUUGCUCGUCACAGAAACCCGCAAGCUCGGAUGGAGCGACGAGGCCAGCGUCUUCAACCUUUCCUCCGCCAAGGCCUUGUGCCAGGUCGCCAUCCCCACCGGAUACCGCAUCGCCGGCGUCUGCAACGACCUCCUCUGCUUCGUGUACGACCACGAGCUAGCGCCGACGAUCGUGUGCAACCCCAUCACCGGCGAGAUGCUGCGGCUUCCAAAGGCGCCUCCGCUCCCUUCAGGGAACCCCCUGCUGUCGCAUCUCUUCGUCUUAGGGUUCAGCCGACCGACCAAGGAAUACAAGAUGUUCCAGCUUUCCUUCCCACGACGGCACGAAUACCCCAGAGAUGAGACCAACUACAUAGCCGUGUAUACCCUGGGUGGCGGCGGCGGCGGCGGCUGGCGCCAAUACUCCUACCUCUCUCGGUUCCACCCGGUCACAUCGCCGGCGCCGGUACACAUCGACGGGAACAUAUUCGUGCCGACCGCUGAUCUGGCAGACAAACGCGCUCGCGCUGCGCGAAUGUUGGUGCUCGACGUGAGGACGGAGGCGCCCCGCUUGUACCGUAUCCCGUACAACUACGACGAUUAUCACGAGGACUGGGACCAGAUGUUGGCCGGCAGCUUUGAUCUGAACGGGCAGAUGUGCCUCGCCGUGAACGUUGGUUUUUUUAAUCCUGUGUCUCGCAUGAAGACCCAGUUCUGGGUCAUGAAGCCGCAAGGUGAGCUUGAUCAGGGCAAGGAUGAGCAGGAGGAUGACGACAAGCUCCAUUGGGAUCUACGCUAUAGCUUCUACUUCGACCACUUCGCCAUCAACGCGCCGAGGGCCGCCUGGAUUGACCACACCCAGACGUUAUGCUGCAGGAUUGGAACGUUUGUGUACAAGUAUGACACAAGAGGAUACUCAUCGUCCUCCAAUGUCGUUGAUUCUCUGUUGUUUGACGAGCGAGUCGCCGUCCCAUGUUCUCCAUGUCCGUCAGUGUCUUCUAAAUGGCCGCAGUUUAGCCGGUGGAGCAUUUGCGGGGGUUAUCGCCCCAGCCUGCUCUCCCCUCUCGUUUUUGCGUUGCCACCAUCAUCCCAAGACGAAGAGGGGAAGAAACGAUCACAGUUGGAGCAGACCUUGAUACGUGCUCUGGAAGGUGGAGCUUGA
Molecule: messenger RNA, 1347 nt
Organism: Sorghum bicolor (sorghum)
Lineage: Eukaryota; Viridiplantae; Streptophyta; Magnoliopsida; Poales; Poaceae
Product: F-box protein At5g65850
Exons: 1
Coding region: 1-1347 (448 amino acids)
Molecular function (GO): protein binding
Source: RefSeq, a predicted model, not a curated record